Messenger RNA from Calidris pugnax (ruff), 1618 nucleotides. RefSeq names its product growth differentiation factor 2 (gene GDF2). The record is from RefSeq and is a predicted model, not a curated record. The transcript is spliced from 2 exons. NCBI's taxonomy places the organism in Eukaryota, Metazoa, Chordata, Aves, Charadriiformes, Scolopacidae. Gene Ontology annotation, molecular function: cytokine activity; growth factor activity. The coding region runs from base 92 to 1378 and encodes 428 amino acids. Gene Ontology annotation, cellular component: extracellular region. Gene Ontology annotation, biological process: SMAD protein signal transduction; BMP signaling pathway.
CCUUUCCUCUGUCUGUAAUGAAACAAGAUUUUUAAGCAGUUAAAAUACCCUUGUCCUCUUGUGGCUCCACCAGAAAGUAAAUACAGAAGAAAUGCAUUAUUUUGGAGUAUUAGCUGCACUCUCUGUUUUCAACAUCAUUGCCUGCUUGACAAGAGGCAAGCCUUUGGAAGACUGGGAGAAGUUCUCAGUGAUUAGAAAGUCUGAUGCACACUUUCAUGAUCCUGGGGAAGUGGAAGAUGAGACUCAUUUUGACUUUAAAUCUUUCCUGGAGAAUAUGAAGACGGAUUUACUGAGGAGUUUGAACUUAUCAAGAGUCCCCUCACAAGCGAAGACCAAAGAAGAACCACCACAGUUCAUGAUUGACUUAUACAACAGAUAUACUGCAGACAAGUCCUCCAUCCCUGCAUCCAAUAUUGUAAGGAGCUUCAGUAUUGAAGAUGUUGUUUCUUUAACUUCACCAGAAGAAAAUCCAUUUCAGAAACACAUCUUGCUCUUCAACAUCUCUAUUCCACGAUAUGAGGAGAUCACCAGAGCUGAACUGAGAAUUUACAUCUCCUGUCACAGCGAAGUCGGGUCUCUCUCUAGGCUGGAAGGCAACAUGGUCAUUUAUGAUGUUCUAGAUGGUGACCACUGGGAAAACCCAGAAAGCACCAAAUCUUUCCUUGUCUCCCACAAUAUACACAAGUGUGGCUGGGAGAUGUUUGAAGUGUCAAGCGCUGUGAAAAGAUGGGUCAGGGCAGACAAAUUGAAGACUAAAAAUAAGCUAGAGGUUGUUAUAGAGAGUAAGGCUCUGGGUGGUUUCACUUGUGGGAAGCUGGAUAUCAGUGUUACCCCUGACACUAAAAAUCUGCCCCUGUUAAUAGUGUUCUCCAAUGACCGCAGCAAUGGGACAAAAGAGACCAAAGUGGAGCUCCGGGAGAUGAUUGUUCAUGAACAAGAAAGUGUGCUCAAGAAAUUAGGGAAGAAUAACACUUCAUCUGAAGAGGAGGAACUGGGAGAGGAAAAGGCCAUCACUGGCCCCCACCAGCAUUCCUCCAGAAGCAAGAGAAGCAUCGGAGCCAACCACUGCCGGAGAACUUCCCUCCAUGUGAACUUUGAAGAGAUUGGCUGGGAUUCCUGGAUCAUUGCACCAAAAGAUUAUGAGGCUUUUGAAUGUAAAGGAGGUUGCUUCUUCCCUCUGACAGAUAACGUUACCCCAACAAAACAUGCUAUUGUCCAAACUCUGGUGCAUCUCCAAAACCCAAAGAAAGCUUCCAAGGCCUGUUGUGUUCCAACCAAAUUGGAUUCAAUCUCCAUUCUUUAUAAGGAUGAUGCUGGGGUGCCCACUUUGAUAUAUAACUAUGAAGGCAUGAAAGUGGCAGAAUGCGGCUGCAGGUAGUAUACAAGGCAGAAUCACAAAAAAUAAGAAUACCCCCUUUUUCUGCUCUGUGUAAAUCUGUACAUUAGUGACGCACAUCAAAAUCCUUGCAAACCAUGUUUGGAGCAGGUAUGGGGCUGGUUGUUGUUGUUGCUGCUUGUUUUAAAGGAAGACUGGCAUUUAAAGAAUGGCAAUCAUUGUAAAUAGCCUGCAUUAUAUAUCAUGGCAAAGUGAAUACUGGAUUAAAAUAUUGUGAGAUUG